CAUGCGCAAUCUGCGCGCGGGCAUCGACAGCAGCAGCAGCCGCCGCGGUCCGCUCAUCGCCGCCGCGGCCCCCCGCUCCCUCCGAAGGGUCCCGCCGGCCGCUCGUGGAUGAGCAGGCGGACGGAGAGAGAGAGAAGAGAGAGAGAGGAGGGAGAGCAACAUGUCCCGCCGCAAGCAAGCCAAGCCGCAGCACCUCCGGGCAGAGGACGAGGCGACGCGGAGCGGACUCCUCCGCGCCAGUGGUCUCAGAUACCAGACAGUUGUGAGCUAAAGCCUGUGAUGUGUUACACGACAGGCAUCAUAGAGGGCACCGCCGGCGGCGAGGACACGUACGUCUGUGACAAGUGCUGCGCCGAGUUCUUCACUCGGACUGAACUGAGCGGGCAUCGGAACCUCUGCACCGAGGAGCCUCUGGUGCUGAUAGUGAAGGGCGACGGCGGGAUGCCAGAUCCAGAGGAAUCUCCCGUCGGACCCUCUCCGGUUCCCAGCGCGGCGUUCAGCAACUCGUCCGGCUUUGAGACGCUGACGGUCGGCGUGGAGGACGAAGAGGACGGCGUGGAGCGCCACGCGGCCAUGGAGGUCGAGCGGGACGAAUGCGCGGCGACCUCCGGCCCUCGGCCUCCGGUCGCGGCCGAGUCCGGCGGCCUCGGCGCGCCGAGCACCAAUGUGACGCUGGAGAUCCUCCGCGGCACCCGCGUGGCCGUCGCCCAGUUCUCCCAGGGGAUCGGCGGCGCUGCCGGGGGGAAGGCGGCCACGGCGGCGAUCCCGCUGAUCCUGGAGCACCUGCUGGCUCUGCAGCAGCAGCAGGUCCACCAGCUGCAGCUCAUCGAGCAGAUCUGCAGCCGGGUCGCCGUCAUGAACCGACAGCCGACCCAGGUGGCGCUGAACCCGGCCUCCAGGCCUCUGUCUCUGGCCCCGAACCCUUUCCCUCCUCAAGCCCCGCCUCCCAUCCUGCCGCUGUCGGGGACGAUGCCCUCCGCCGCCAACGGGCAGGCCGCCGCCGCGGUGUCUCUGUCCUCCGUGCUCCGGAGCUCCUACGGCCUGCCCUCGCCCACCGCCUGCGGCCGGUCCACCUUUAGAGACGCGACGCGCACCUCGGCGCCGUCGGAAAACUCGGCCCCGCCUCUCUCCGGCCGCGGGAGCGGCGCGUUGCUGCCUCCUGACGCUGGCUCGCACAGCGGCAGCACGAGCUCCUCCAGCCCGCUGCGCCUCCUCGGCUCGUCCUCCAGCUUCCCGUUUCUACCUCACAGCCCCCCCAACGGCGUCAUUUCCCCAAACCCCUUAGCGAGCAUCGCCGCCACCGCCAACGCACUUGACCCCCUCGCUGCCCUGAUGAGGCACAGGAAGGGCAAGCUGCCCGGCGUCGCCUUGUUCCAAACCGAGCCCGGCCCGGAGGAGCCCUUCUUCAAGCAUAAAUGCCGGUUCUGUGCCAAAGUGUUUGGCAGCGACAGCGCCCUGCAGAUCCACCUGCGCUCCCACACCGGGGAGCGGCCCUUCAAGUGCAACAUCUGCGGGAAUCGCUUCUCCACCAAGGGGAACUUAAAGGUGCACUUCCAGAGGCAUAAAGAGAAGUAUCCCCACGUUCAGAUGAACCUGUACCCCGUGCCAGAGUAUCUGGACAACGUGCCAACGAGUUCUGGGAUUCCCUACGGAAUGUCCUUCCCCGCGGAAAAACCUGCCUCUUCAUGGCUGGAGAGCAAACCCGUUGUGGCCACUCUGCCGGCCACCGCGGGCCUUCCGCUUCCCUCCACGAUUACCAGCGGCGGCGGCUCAAAUGACCCUCUAAGCGUAACACCAUCCGUUAAAUCUCCCUGCCAGCCGGCUCUCGGUGAAUGUGCAUCUUUGUCGCCCAGCCACCGGGGCAGCGAGGCUCAUCUCUCUCCCGUUUCACCGUCUCCACAGUCCCACCGUCAGACAGAAGCGUCCAAUAUGCUGCAAACGGAGGGGGUGCACCUGCCCCAGAACUGCUCCCGGAGGCCGAGAGCCGACCCAGGAACGGAAGCGACCGGCACUACGAUCCCGCCCUCGGCCGCCACGCCUGAACCCGUCCCCUCGGCGUCCCCCGCCUCCCGCUCCCCGGCCCUCUCGUUCAGCUCCGACGAAGCUACAUUCCCAACCGGCGGCUUCCUGGACUUUAUGCAAACGUCCGAAACCUCGAAGCUCCAGCAGCUGGUGGAGAACAUCGACAGAAAGAUCGCCGAUCCCAACCAGUGCGUCCUGUGCCACCGCGUCCUCAGCUGCCAGAGCGCGCUGAAGAUGCACUCCCGCAUCCACACCGGCGAGAGGCCCUACAAGUGCAGGGCGUGCGGCCGGGCGUUCACCACCAAGGGCAACCUGAAGACGCACGUCAGCGUGCACCGGGAAGACGCCCCGGUGCAGGUGCAACACUCGUGUCCCAUUUGCCAGAAGAGGUUCACCAACGCCGUCGUCCUCCAGCAGCACAUCCGCAUGCACAUGGCGGGCCAGAUUCCGGACUCCACCCUGGUGGACGGGCUCCGGGAGGCGGGCGGCGAUGCCGCCCUCGACGAGAGGAGCUUCGACAGCCUCAGCAGCAACGGCAACGACCUGGUCGACGACGUCUCGAUGGAGGACGAGGACGAGGAGGUGGAGAGCAUGGAGGAGGUGGUAAACCCAUCCAAACCCUUGAUCUUCGAAUGUAAUUUCCCUCCUAAGUCCCCCAGCGUUGUUUCGAGUAUCGCCGCGCUGGAGAACCAGAUGAGGAUGAUUGACUCCACGCUGAGCCUGAGCCACGCCUUCGGCAUAAAACCCCUGAGAAACGGUUUCAAUGGCGGCGGCCAGCACUACAUUAAAUGCUCGCUCUCGGAGAAAAGGCCGGAGUACUGCAGCCCGAAUCUCUCAGAGUCCUCCCGUUCGCCUCGCGUUUCGGGGUCCGCAGUGCAAAGCAGCUCCGAGGGCGGGACCAUGAAAUCCCCUCCGGUGAGCAGCAACGGGCCGGAGCCCCGAGAGCCUUCGGCGGCAUCGGUGAAGAGAGAGCAGUCGGAGUCUCCGACCUCUGCAGCGGCCCGAGAGCCGAGAGGAAUACCGGCCGGCAAGCCGUGUGUGAAAGAGGAGACUCCUUCCAGCAUGUCGUUCCAGCUGAGCAGAGACAGAGGUCACAGCGUUCCCAGCCUGGUGUCCAGCACGUCGUCCGGCCUCAUCAAAGCCGAGGCCGACUGUCACGGUCGCCAGCACCACCCGUCCGAAGGGCGGCGCCCGCCGCCAUUCGGCGUGCACGUGCCCCCGGCCUACGCGUCAGCCGGCAGCCCGGGCAUGGCCUCCCUGCUCGGCCCCGCCCCUCCCCGGCGAACGCCGAAGCAGCACAACUGCAACGCCUGCGGGAAGAACUUCUCGUCGGCCAGCGCGCUGCAGAUCCACGAGCGCACGCACACCGGAGAGAAGCCGUUCGUGUGCUCCGUCUGCGGCAGAGCGUUCACCACGAAGGGCAAUCUGAAGGUCCAUAUGGGAACUCACAUGUGGAACAACGCGCCGGCCAGGCGAGGCCGGCGGCUGUCGGUGGAGAACCCCAUGGCCCUGCUGAGCGGGGAGGCGGCCAAGUUCGGAGAGAUGUUUCAGAAGGACCUGGCGGCUCGGGCGAUGGACGUAGACCCCGGAUUUUGGAACCGCUACGCCACGGCCAUCGCCAACAGCCUGGCCGCCAAGAACAACGAGAUCUCGGUGAUCCAGAACAGAGGCAUCUCUCAGCUGCACCCUCUGACUGCGGGCAUGAACAGAAUGAGCGCCGCGGGAGGUCCAAUGACCGGUCUCACCAAGACGGGCCUGGACCUGGGGAACAAUCGGCAUUUUUCUAUGCUCGUCGAUGACAGCAAAGAGAUCGGAAUCAAUUGAGAAGAUGAAUGGAGACUUGAUACUUAUGCAAUCUAUUAUGGACAUUAAAAUAUUUGUAAAUCAUCUCGUUUGUUCUUAUGUAUUAUAUAUAGACUUAAAAAAAUAAACUUUUUAUGAAUUGACAAGAGAAUUGUAGGGGAUUCACAUUUGACUCUUUUACUUUGCCGUCAUUUGUGAAUUCUUUUUUUUCUCGUUAAAUAACUUGUACCUGAAAAUUCCAACGGUGCUGAGACGUGUGGUUGCUCUGGAGAAGGGGACAUAUGUUCAAAUCAAUAAUGCAAAGAGUCUGUUAUCUCCUCCGGACCGCUGCCCAAUGCUGCUAGCGGGUGCAAAGCACAAAACAUGCUCGUACAUGCCCACAAUUACCAGUUGUGAAUGUUGGACCCGAAUAAAAACUAGAACAAAGCGUC
This is a messenger RNA of Pseudoliparis swirei, 4256 nucleotides long. Its product is annotated as sal-like protein 3. The record is from RefSeq and is a predicted model, not a curated record. NCBI's taxonomy places the organism in Eukaryota, Metazoa, Chordata, Actinopteri, Perciformes, Liparidae. Gene Ontology annotation, biological process: regulation of transcription by RNA polymerase II. The transcript has 5 exons. Gene Ontology annotation, cellular component: nucleus. Gene Ontology annotation, molecular function: DNA-binding transcription factor activity, RNA polymerase II-specific; RNA polymerase II cis-regulatory region sequence-specific DNA binding. The coding region runs from base 109 to 3846 and encodes 1245 amino acids.